AUGCUGAACAUGCAGCCUAGCAGCUCUGACACCGACCCCGCGCCCAGCUGGACACCACAGCCACAAGGACCCAGCCCUGCCAAGCGACGCCGCCUCCACGAGCCCCAGGGGCCACUCGGCCUGGAAGAGCCCCCCGAGUCCACCAGCGAUGUAUCGACCUCUAUGGUGAUCCUGGUCGCUGACUGUGCCGUGCAGCUACAGCUGGAUUUCGUCAAACUGCUGCUGGAGCCGGAUGCCACCUCGGUCCUGGAAGUGGAGCUCCCUGAAAACACCAUCAUCCUGGUGCCCGAGGGCCUCCAGGCUUCUCACCAUCUUGGACAGCCUGGGAUCUUCUCCGCCAGCCCGCAGGGGGGCGCUGUCCUGGAAAUGCCAGUGGGCCACCUGCUAGUCCUCCAGCCGGGAUCCUCCUGUCAGUUCAUUCUAGAAAGUUCCUACCAAGAGGAAUCCUAUGAUGAGGAUGAAGACUCUGGCUCCCUGUCACCCUGGAUGGAUCCUCCAUCUGGUCAGUACAGCCUAGGCUACUGGAAAGUCAUUCCCACACUCCUGGGCGGAGCCUCUGAAUUGGAGGCUCGAGGGGCGGAGCCUAGCGUGACUUUUCACGACUUGACUUUCCGGUCCAACACUGGGGAUUUAAUUGACGUCCUGGGUGUAUCCGGUGUGACGUGA
Messenger RNA from Microtus oregoni (creeping vole), 666 nucleotides. RefSeq names its product proline-rich protein 23A3-like. The coding region runs from base 1 to 666 and encodes 221 amino acids. The record is from RefSeq and is a predicted model, not a curated record. Lineage: Eukaryota; Metazoa; Chordata; Mammalia; Rodentia; Cricetidae. The transcript is spliced from 2 exons.